Molecule: messenger RNA, 1452 nt
Organism: Phytophthora infestans T30-4
Lineage: Eukaryota; Oomycota; Peronosporomycetes; Peronosporales; Peronosporaceae
Exons: 4
Coding region: 1-1452 (483 amino acids)
Source: RefSeq, a predicted model, not a curated record
AUGGCAGAAAACUUCUACAAUGAGUAUCUUACGUGCCUCGCAAUCUAUCACUGGCAAGAAAAAUGGUCCCAGAGGUCAACUCAGCGGCAUAAGGAGGUUGCAGUGACGAGGCAGAUUCUUGCUCGUCGGCUUGCAAGAGCAGUAUUCCGGUGGGACAAUAACUCCAAGCACAGAUCGAGACUUCGAGCGAAGAAGGCAAAAGCGUAUCAAUUCUGCAUGGAGAGGGUGUCGUCGAAGUGUUUCGGACUAUGGAAGAACUAUCUAAGGGCGGUUCGCCAAAAAGUCUCAAAGCGAAGAUUUGUGUCACAGCUGCAGCAGCAAAAGCUGCUCUUACGAAUGUUUCAAAGAUGGCAGCAGUUCUCUGAGAUCCGCACCUUUCACAGGGCCCAGAGCAAGAUAGCAGACCAGCACAGGUCAAAGUUUCUGCGUCGUCUUACUUUCCGAGGCUGGAAGGGAUAUCGCAGCAAGCGAACGCUGUACAUCCUCGCGUACACGUAUCGUAGAAGGCUUUUGCUUCGAACAUUCUGGACUCGUUGGGAAAGACGCCGCGAGCCGAGUACGCCGAGACAAAAGCGACGCGUUGUAUCGCAUUUCGUGCUUGCGCAUGCGGUAAUUCUGCGAAAGUGGAGCACGUACGGCCAAACUCGAGUUGAAAGGAGAGCGAAGGCAGAUUUAGCAUCCCUAUUUAAGAAAACGAAGCUUCAAGCAAAGGCCUGGCGAUCUUGGUUACGCUACACCACGUAUUGCCACGGUGAGCAGCAGCAACUGGAAUGGGCACUCAGCUACUACUCUGUGGAAGUUUUACUACGACGAGCUCUUACGUCGUGGAAAAAGCUGGUGGAGAAAGGAGACGCCUUCUCGCGCUGGGAAAAGUACUUGCGGAGGCGGCAAGUGAAUAACGAGAAUAAACUUCAGGCGAGGGUAUUCCAUUGUAUUCAUGUAGAGCUGAGCGUGCUGAGAGUGUUGGGUACGUUUGUGCGUGGUCGCAAGCAGAAGGAGGUCGCAAUAGCGCUCAACAAAGCGAAGAUUCUUUGUCGGGCGUUCACUUUUUGGAAGCGUCGAGCUCACGUUCUCCGGCAAAUGAGAAAUAUGAUUUUGUACCAGGAAUCUUUCCGAGUACAAACGCAUCUCGACGCGUGGAAGCGGUUUGUGGUGGCCACGAGGCAGAUGAGUGAAAGGCUGCGUAGGACGACGAAGCGCAAGGAGAAACUCCGCAAGGUGGGAGUGUGGCAAAAGUGGAGCAUCUGGGUAUCCGCCAAACGACAGGAGCGAGCAACGAUUGCUCUGGCGGUCUGCGAUUUUUCCCCCGAAAGGUUUUCAAAGUGUGGAAAGAACGAGUUGCAAACUGGAAACGUCAACGGAUUUGCACAGCUCGAGCUCUGCUUCAGUGGCAAACGUCCCUCUUGUCUAGAGGUUUCCGACUGCUUCAUAAUUGGAGACAAUCAAGAUUAA